AUGGAUGAAGUACAGCGCAUAAAACCCAUACUUCAGUUGGAGAAAUAUAAAACACUUGAAAAUACGUUAAAAAAAAGAGAGACUAAUACGCCCGAAGAUUAUGAAACAGAAAACAUAAGCGCGAAUAGAAUAGCCCUGCCCACGCAUGUGUCACAGGACGAAGAGAUAUUUUGUCGCAUAUGCUACUCAUACGAGAGUCCGCUUGGGCUAUUAAAUGAUCUGGUAAGUCCGUGUGGGUGCAAGGGAACCAUAAAGUACGUGCACAGGUACUGCCUGCGCAUAUGGAGGUUUAAAGGAAAGAUGGUCAAGGACAUAAAAGUGUGUGAGCAGUGCUUCUGCGAGUACGUUGUUGAUGAUGAAAAACAAGUCGGGAAAUUUAUAGUGGCAGUGUCGACAGCUGCCAUUAUGAUUUCUCUCUUGGUUCUCACGAGUAUAUUUAUCUCUUCAUCUGCAGACACUGCUAAGUUUAUUCUUAAUGAUAUUUACACGUAUAUGUACGGAAAUUCAAAAAUGGUCUCAUUUGAUGACCCAAUCCUUGUGUGCAAUAUGGACAGUAUUAUUGCAAGAAAGAACAGUGAAAAUCCUCUGCGGAGUACAUUUGUGCUUAAAAAGAUAGAAGGCACUGCAUCUGGUGAGCACGAGCACUUUGCAAGUAUCAAGAAAAAGUAUAUAUACAGCCUAAAGAACAUACACCUGCUGGAUGUAGAAAAGAGCGACUUGUUUUUAACAUGCACCACACUUGGUGUCACAUAUACAAUUCUUUGUGAGGACAACCCUAUUCUAUUCAUUAACUUUAUGCUCUCGUUCUGGAGGAUUAUCUCAUUUGAUACGCUCUUUGACUGGGCUUUAUACGGAAUGAUAAAUCUGUACAUAUACACUCAAAUGUUUGAAAAAAUAUAUAAGUGCAUAGACAACUAUUGCAUGUAUGCAAUUAAUGUCUAUUAGUCAGUAUACUUGGUCAGAUAUAAUAAAGCA
Nematocida parisii ERTm1 is the source of this 975-nucleotide messenger RNA. RefSeq lists its product as uncharacterized. NCBI's taxonomy places the organism in Eukaryota, Fungi, Microsporidia. The transcript has a single exon. The coding region runs from base 1 to 945 and encodes 314 amino acids. Gene Ontology annotation, molecular function: zinc ion binding. The record is from RefSeq and is a predicted model, not a curated record.